Messenger RNA from Ctenocephalides felis (cat flea), 516 nucleotides. Its product is annotated as ubiquitin-conjugating enzyme E2 G1-like. Bases 10 to 516 code for a protein of 168 amino acids. The transcript has a single exon. The record is from RefSeq and is a predicted model, not a curated record. Gene Ontology annotation, biological process: proteasome-mediated ubiquitin-dependent protein catabolic process; protein polyubiquitination. NCBI's taxonomy places the organism in Eukaryota, Metazoa, Arthropoda, Insecta, Siphonaptera, Pulicidae. Gene Ontology annotation, molecular function: ubiquitin conjugating enzyme activity.
CUAAAUUAAAUGUCCGAAGCACAGUCAUCGUUGUUACUAAAGAAGCAAUUAGCAGAGUUGAGCAAAAACCCAGUCGAAGGAUUCUCGGCGGGCCUAGUUGAUGAUAAUGAUAUUUACAAAUGGGAAGUUCUCAUCAUCGGACCUCCAGAAACGUUGUAUGAAGGUGGAUUUUUCAAAGCUCAUUUAGAUUUCCCUAAAGAAUACCCGCUGAGACCGCCGAAAAUGAGAUUUGUGACCGAGAUCUGGCAUCCUAAUAUCGAAAAAAACGGUGAUGUAUGCAUAUCGAUUCUCCACGAACCUGGUGACGAUAAAUGGGGAUAUGAAAAAGCAUCAGAACGCUGGUUACCUGUGCACACGGUCGAAACUAUUUUAAUCUCAGUGAUUUCUAUGUUGGCUGAUCCGAAUGAUGAAAGUCCGGCCAAUGUGGAUGCAGCAAAAGAAUGGCGGGAAUCUUACACGGAAUUCAAAAGAAAAGUAGCAAGAUGUGUCCGGAAAAGCCAAGAAGAUUGCACCUGA